Molecule: messenger RNA, 3693 nt
Organism: Harmonia axyridis
Lineage: Eukaryota; Metazoa; Arthropoda; Insecta; Coleoptera; Coccinellidae
Exons: 8
Coding region: 639-3176 (845 amino acids)
Source: RefSeq, a predicted model, not a curated record
AUAUUGUCAAACGUCAGAAAACGCGAUUUAUUUUGCAAAAUUUAUUAAAUAAUCACUGUUUCAUCGAGUGAAGAUAAAAAGAACGUGGGAUUUUAAUAUGAAAUGAAUUGAAUUAUUGUUUGAAUGGCACCUUAUGCCUGUUGAAAAUUCCUUAAAUUUUUUUUGUAGUCUAUCUAAUUCCAUUUAUAAAUUGCAAGCAGAUAAAAUACUGAUAAGAAUUCAUCAACACUACACAUACCACAUUUUGAUGUAAGUAUCAAAGUACUAUCAUCAAUUAUUGACGGAAACUCGAUAUUAUAUCAACCCAAAAGAAGAAGAAAUUAUUGUUAUCUGGAGACCCAUAUGAAUAUUCAAGUAAAAUUGACAGACUGUGUCUACAUGGAAAAUAUGAAACAGGGGAAACACAUAAAACUACUUGGAAGACUACAAAGAGGAAAAGCUCCGAAAAUAAAGUCGCAAUUCUGAAGUGAGUAGUAUCGGAUCUUCUUGUUGAUUAAAUAGAUUAGAUAUUCAUUAAGUAUUUUUAUUAUUUUCGCUUCUACUAAAUUUCCCAGUGAUAUAUAAGAGCAGAUUGUUUUAUUUUUUGAAAACGCAAAAUAUAUAAAAAAGCCUUGAAGGAAGAGAUUAUUUGGAAAACUAUGCUUUCAACACCUAGAACUUCACAUAAUCAACGUGCGCAGGAUGAAUUAGCAUGCCUGGCCUUUUUGGAAAAAUUUUUCAACAGUGGACAUGAUACAUCAUUGAAUUUGAAUGUUUGUGCCUUGAACGAAGCCUUAUUUAGUUUAUUCUUGAAUGAAAACAAGGAAAAAUUAUUGAUUCUAUACCUACACAAUCAUGAAACAGAAUUCUCAAUGGAAUUCUGCCGUUUAUUAUCUGAAGACGAAGAAACGAAAAAUCUUCUUGGCUCUCAUUUCAUUCUACAUUGUUGGGACAUAGGAGAAGACGAAUAUCAAGCAACACUGAUGGAUACAUUAGACAGCAUGUUGCAGCUUCUUCCAUGUGUAGAUAUGGUGCGGAAAAAACAACCAGCAGUUAUUUUCAUCGGAACUGAAGACAUGGAUUUUCAAAUUUGUUCAGUAAUACGAGAUAUUCCAUCUUUGAACGGGAUUAACACCACCAUGUCUUUGUUGGCUGAGAGCGUCUUCGAAAAUAUCCUGAAAGAUAGUGAAACUACGCCAGAAAAUAAGGAAUCAGAUGAGAGUUGCGGAUACACAGAAUUCCAGCAAAGGAUGUUCAACGGUUUGGGAAAUCGUGAUUAUGAUCGCUUUGAGGCAAGUGAAUUGGGCAGUCUCAAAGAAAAAAUUAACUUUGCCUUGUUCGGAUUACCGGUGGAAGAGACUGGAUAUUCUGAUAAACAGAAUGAAGAAACGCAAAAAAUGUACGACAUCAUUUUGGAAUCCAACAACGAGUUCUCCGAGUACGAAAACCAAGUGACCUUGUCCAUCGUAUACAACUGUUUGGUACCGCUAGAUUCCAGCUCAAACCAACAGUACAGCCCAGUUCCAGUAUUCAUCAUUCGCAAGUGUUCAUCGUCUGAGCAUCCUUGCAGAAUUGUUAUAGACCAUACGAGAAGAGUGUACAAGAACUGGGAGAGCUACAUCGAGGACAACAAAUUUUGCCAAUGUUGGAUGGUGGUUCCGGAGAACGGGUGUUAUGAGGAGGAUGAAUUUGGCAGAGUUAAACUGCAGAAAUUGAAGUCGCCCUCCUGCAGCGUUGGGAAAAAGAUUCUGAAGGCUACAGAUAUCACGACCUCGGUCUUGGGGAUAGGUUCCACUGGCGUGAUGGUUGCAGCAGCGAUACCCGCUGUAGCAGUUGCCCCUGUAGCGCUUUUGGGGGCGGCUGCGGUUGGUGCCGGAGUGGGGGCUUACUCGAUUGGCAGGAGUAUAUCCACCCUUAUCGACCGAGGAAAACACAAACAGAGUUUGAAUGUCACAGAGGCAGAAUCUCGAGGGGCAUACUUGAAUAUUGCUGCGGGGGUAGUUGGAUUUGCAGGAGCAGGUGCUAACGCCGUAGUCUCCAAUCUCGCAGCGAAUGGAGUAACUGUAGGAACGUCUGCUAGAAUUGCAGUGAAUACUUUGGGGGUGGCAAAUAUUGGCAUUGGUGGUCUUGCGGUCACCAAUUCGGCAGCAGAAAUAUUCAUGCGUUGGUGGAUCGAUGAUGAAACGCCCUCUGCCCUUUCAGUCCUCCAACUAAGCACCUCGAUUCUGUUCUUUGGACACGCAAUCUACAGUUUCAAAACGGCUGGUACGAUCAUUGAAGAAACACAAACUAGUACCAUGCGCAAUUUCAAAGAGGGUCUAAGCAAUAAGCAACGAAAAAUGUUCAGGAAACUGGAACUCGAAACGAUCCGACAGAACGGUGGCAACGUGAAUCAAGGCAGAGCCGAAGUGAUCUCUGCAAUUGCAAGGCUGAAAGAUAAAACGGAGGUGUUCAGUUUUCUGUCGAAGCACAAUAAGAAAUUCAAUGAAUUAGGAGUGAAAUUUUCCGCCAAAGGCGGUCAGAUAAAUUUGAACGGUGAAGCCUUGAAUUUGAACCAAAUCAGUUCGUUGUCUGGGAACGAUGUUUACAGCUACUUUUCCGAUCUGCCUAAAAGCAUGCUAGAACCCCCUUCCAUAGACACCCGCAGGACUGGUUUUGACACAUUCAUAACCAUAGAAAACGCAAUAGUUUUCAUGAGAAUUGUAAUUGGGCCAAGAUCGUUACAGGAAAAGAUCCAUCAGGUUUUGAUCAAGGUCAUCAACGAUUUGAAUAUUGACGAAGCCCACCACUGGCUCAUCCAGUUAAUGCAAGAUAUGUUCCCUAACGGAGAGUGGCACAUCCAGAUGUUGAAGAUGGUCCUAUCUUAUUUACAGAAUCAAGUCGAAGAGAUUCAGCGUAGAUUCGACGAGGACGAGUUGGAAAAUUGGCAGAAAAUCUUGAUGGAAUAUUUGAGGGAUCUGAAUGGUUGCCAGAGAAAGUUGGCAAUGCUGCAAUAUGUUUGCGACACUCUACUUUUAGGAUUCCGAUCUAAUUCUGCGAAUAUCUACGAACUUAUAAGGUUUUGCAUGGAUUGGGCGGUUAGUGCUUACGUGAAGCACACUGAAGAUCAGGAGAGGAAUGCGACAGUAGAACAAGGUCACAAGAGGGAGAAAAUCGUGACGUGCAAGGAAUGCAACGGGGUAUAUUUCGAGGUGUAGGAAACCCUUCAUUUUUAGAAAGUAUUCUUAUAUUAAUAUAGAAUGAUUAGUUGGAUAAAUCUACGAAAUUGCUGAAUGAUUUUGAAAAAUUUAAAAUUGACGAACAUCAAAGUACGAAAACUGAGCAAAGCAGAUAUCAAUGAACAAGUACGUUUUCAUUGAAUUGUGAAAAAUUAACAGAAUAGAGAAACAAAAGUGCUUCUUAGGUGCAACAAAUGCAUAUCAAUAUUGUAGUAUUUGAAGAUAACAAUUAAUAUAUACACUUUUAGAGGUUUGAUUAUUUGUUGAAUAAAGUUAUGUUGAUAAUUUGAAACCAGUGAUUUUUUCAAAAUUAUUCAAUGUGAUAUGUCAUGUGAUGAAAUUAUUUUUAAACAAGAGUGUACCAAAAUAUAACUGUUUUUGUUAUACCCAUUAUAUUUAUACAAUUGUGUUGUAAUAUGUUAUUCGGGCUUAUGGAAAUGCCAAAUGUAAUAGAAAAUUAUAAGAUCUUAAUUCAUUAAAAUAAUUUAAUUUUGAA